Rotaria socialis is the source of this 765-nucleotide messenger RNA. The record is from the annotation of a GenBank genome assembly. Lineage: Eukaryota; Metazoa; Rotifera; Eurotatoria; Philodinida; Philodinidae.
AUGCCAAGCAAACGACCCAUUAAAGCAUUCUAUGUUCCGAAGAAAACAAUUCCAAGAGAUAUUUCACAAAUAUCGGGUAUUUCUCCUAUUCCAUACAGGAGUCACAGUUUAGCCUCAUCUCCAUCAUUGCACUUUGCUGAUAUAAAUCAUUCUCCUAAUCCUAUGUCAUAUUCACCAUUGGGACGAAGAUCUCAAGUAUCAAAUUUCAGUCAACGAGAAAAGAAGUCAAAUUCAUCAAUACAGGAGUCAUCUACGAAACAGAGCACUGAGCGACAACAACAAGUACUACGACGACAACAACAAGUACUACGACGACAACGACGACCCAGACCACCGCCACAACAACUACGACGACAUCAACGACAUCAACAACAACAACAACAACAACGACCACCACGACGACUUCGACAACGACUACGACAACGGCUACGACAACGACCAAAACAACAACAACAACAGUCACCACCACCACGACUUCGACGACUAGUACCACGACCAAGACGACUACUACAGCAACUACUACUACAACAGCAACUACUACUACAACAGCAACUACUACUACUACAGCAACUACUACUACUACAGCAACUACUACUACUACAGCAACUACUACUACGACUUCGACAACGGACACGACAACGACAACAUCGGGCACCACAACCACCACCUCAGACACCACAACCACCACCUCAGACACAACAACUACCACCUCAGACACAACAACUACCACCUCAGACACCACAACCACCACGCCAUAAACCAUGA